Molecule: messenger RNA, 1032 nt
Organism: Arabidopsis thaliana (thale cress)
Lineage: Eukaryota; Viridiplantae; Streptophyta; Magnoliopsida; Brassicales; Brassicaceae
Exons: 2
Coding region: 268-840 (190 amino acids)
Cellular component (GO): plasma membrane
Source: RefSeq, marked reviewed
CCCAUACAUUAUCCAUAUAUGUUUUUAUUUCGUAAGCUGAGAUUCACUCUUGCGCCACAUAAACUUAAAAAGCCACGUAAACAUCAUUACUAUCCACAACUUGAUGUGUGUUAAGUAAGACUAUUUCAAUUUUUUUUUUAAUAUAUAUAUACGGCUCUCUACUCACAUCUAGAGCAUGAGAAACUUUAAAGAAAAAACAAAAAGAACAAAAUUUGUUAUCUCUCUUUCCUCUCAUUUUGACCCUCUUCACUUCUUUUUGAUCCCUAAAUGGAACACGAGAGCAAGAACAAGGUGGAUGGGAUGGAGAUGGAGAAAGGAAAAAAAGAGAGUGGGUCGAGAAAAGGACUUGAGUUAACGAUGAGAGUUUUGGCUUUGGUCCUAACAAUGGUAGCUGCGACAGUACUUGGUGUUGCGAAACAAACAAAGGUUGUGCCUAUAAAGCUUAUUCCUACUUUACCUCCUCUUAAUGUCUCUACAACCGCCAAAGCCUCUUACUUGUCUGCUUUUGUGUACAACAUUUCUGCAAACGCGAUAGCUUGCGGUUACACCGCGAUCUCAAUAGUGAUUGUGAUGAUCAGCAAAGGCAAAAGAAGCAAAAGUUUGUUGAUGGCGGUCUUGAUAGGAGAUCUUAUGAUGGUGGCUUUACUGUUUUCCAGCACUGGAGCCGCCGGAGCAAUCGGGCUAAUGGGUAGGCAUGGGAACAAACAUGUUAUGUGGAAAAAAGUUUGUGGAGUGUUUGGCAAAUUCUGUAACCAAGCUGCUGUUUCUGUUGCUAUCACUCUUAUUGCUUCAGUUGUGUUUAUGCUUCUUGUUGUUCUUGAUGCUUUGAAACUUCCUUAAUCUUAAGUACACGCAACUUUAAACCAGAAAACACAAAAUAAGUUUUUUCUCUUAAUUUGCAUGUUUCUAUUUCUUGUCGUUUUUUGUGUUAUGUAAAGUCAUUAUCAUCAAUUAUGUAGUUGUCUAUUUGUUUGUUUUUUUAAGUUUUAAAUUUCAUUGCCUAUCUAUGGUGAGAAGAUUCAAUUUUGACAA